CACAGUUUGUCUGUGUGCCAGAAACAUCACACCGCUCACAGUGGCCAGAUAAACCAUAAAAAAAAAGAAGCCAAAUUUGAAAAAAAAAUAUCUUUAAACAGGGGAAAAAAAAAGAAUAAAUCUCACGUAGAAGCCAAUCAUUGAAGUUGCCAGUUGUACCGCCGAUAUCUCCAUAGCUGUGGUCGCCCCACUCAGCAGACUUCGAUUUGUGUGUACGCUUAUGCGUUCACAAAAAGAAUUUCUACCCCCCCCACCACCCCCAAAUCAAGCCGUUGUAUGGCGCGAGAAUGUCGUGUGUGGAGUUAUACACGGCCAGACAAAAGUGAUGAGAUCUAUGUGCCAGAUUCUUUACAAAAGUGAGGACAAGAUUAAUUAUUUGAUCGCAUAUUUUAUAAUGGUGAUUCUGUCGUCGAGUCAUGAGAGGAGGGCAGCAUUUCACGCAACUACGCAACCCCAGUGAUAUACAGGUUUGACCACGUCCAGCGCAGACAACGGUGGUCAGUUUAGGUUCUCUUUCUGUCGUAUACGUCUCUCCAUGGGAGUGGAUUUCCUCUUGGUCUCAAAGAUGUGUCCCUAGUCCUCUAAAGUUGUCACCCUUAACAAAGAUAAAUAGCUGUAUAGGCAAGUGAAGUGGAGUGGGUCAAGGUCGAAUCAAGCCAUGAACAACACUACUCUGCUAGCGGACUCCGCAGAUGUGAAGGAAAUGGCGGCCACGCUGGACAAGGCCAUGGUAUGGUUCACCUUCAUCGCUGGCCUCCCCGGCAACAUACUCAUCUUCUUGACCAUGCUGACCCUCCCCAGCUCGGUGUCCACCUUCCACUUCUGCCUUCUGUCUAUCAUGGACCUCCUGGCCCUCCUUCUGCAGCUCUUCCUUCGGCUGCUGGACUGGUACGAGGUGGUCAACACGACCAAAGGGGUCAACAUCUGGUGGCGGACCUUCUUCAACUUCGUCUACUACACCAGCAUCUACGCCAACUGGGUGCUGGUCUACAUCGCCGUGGAGCGGCUGAUCGCCACGCGGUACCCUGCCCAGAUCUCCACGUACCUGACGCUCCCUAGGGCCAAGGCGAACGCAGUGCUGACAGUCAUCCUCAUCUACUGCUUCUCGGCCAUCGUCACGAUAAAGAUGACGUACUUUGGUAUAGCCUGGGCCGUGGUCUUCACCACAUUCUACACCGGGUUCCCCCUGAUGCUCAUCCUCAUCAUCAUCCUCCUCCUCCUCAACACCUUCAGAGAGAACCGCAAGAUGAAAGAGAAGCUGAUGAAGCUUCACGAGCACGAGCACAAGGGAGAUAAGACCAUGUCCAAGUCGCUGAGUGGGCUGUCCAGGCACAGCGCUCCGGUGGGCCACAACAAGUACGAUCCGAUCUUGUACCUCUCUGACGGCCAGGGCGCCGGCCACACCAUGUCCAAAUCUAUGGGAGAGCUGUCCAAGCAGGGCAUGGGACCCCACCACAAAGUCGACGUGAUGAGCGCCUCUGCCCACGGCGCCGCUUACUCCCCGAGCUUCUGCUACACCAGCUCAACGCGGAAAAUCGCCGUAAGCACCGUCACGCAGGAGCCGGAAGAACCCGCGGAGGUGAUGGCGCAGAAAGCGAAAGAGAAGGCGCAAAGGGAGUCGAGCUACACCGUAAUGCUCCUGAGCACCUCCCUCCUGUUCCUCCUCAUGACCGUCCCCUACACCGUCAUCCAGUUCAUUUACGUCUCCUACGAGAAGGACUUCAUUGAGGAGUACGAUGAGUCUCAGGCCAAGAUGUACCUCCUCAUCAUGAUCGCCACCGGCCUCAUGUACGUCCAGCACAGCCUCAAAUUCUACGUCUUCUUCCUCUGCUCCUCAUUCUUUCGACGCCAUUUCCUCCAGGGCAUCACCAGACUCGCCAAGAAAACAGAAGCCGCCGCUUCCACGUCGUCGAACCAUAAACAGAGCGCGGACGAGUCGGACCAAAAGAAAGCCUUCCUAUAAAGUGCGUGCUCCGGCCCUGAAAUAGGAUGUGAAACCAAAGUCAACUAUCAGACUUAUAUUUGUUCGUCGCCUUUCUUUAUAACUAGAAAGAAACAUGUUCAUAUUGUCUGUCGCUUCAAACGGAAUGUAAUGAUACAGCAAUCAUAGAGUCUAUUGGUGAUUCUAAUGUGUGUGAGUAUUUCAUAAGUCUUUGGAAACGAGGCUAGAGUCUGCAAAGACAUACUUCCCGUCUUUCAUGUUUGUGGUGUUCAAACCGGAUGUGACGCAUUUUAAAAUUGACGCUUUAAAAGUCACUCGGAUAAAGGACAGACGGAUUUAUGAAAAGUUAAGUACUAAAGAUGGGAUUAAAUUAUAAUUCUCGGAUAUUUUUAUUCGUUGAGUCCUACCGUUAUGACCACUGAGUUUUAAUUUAUUCAGAAAAUUAGUCUGAGAUGGAUCAAUUAUUCUUAUUAACUGACAACAUCUUCAGGAUGUUCAAAUGACUUAAAGUCAUCUUUCUGAUUGCACAACAGAAAUGUGCAGUGUGUAACAUUACAAAGAUGAGUUUGACUUAAUGACUGUCGCUUACUGAGUAACUCAAGGUGGCUUACAGUCGACUGGGUGAAACUUGAUCACAGGCAAAUAAAACACAAUGUGUUUGUAGAAUAAAGGUCAUCAUGACACCAUGUAUAAUAAAGGUCAUCAUGACACAAUGUAAAAAAAUCAUCAUGAGACAAUGUAAAAGUCAUCAUGACAAAUUUUAAAGGUCGUCAUGACACCAUUUAAAGGUCAUCAUGACACCAUGUAAAGGUCAUCAUGACACACUGUAAAAGUCACCAUGACACCAUGUAAAGGUCAUCACACUGCUCUCUAUAAACAUGCUCUUGGUCCAACCGAGACCACUAAGUAAGGCCUCAGCGCUGACCUGUGACGUUGCAGCCUUGUGGGCAGUGGAGCUGACGUUGCCACGUUGCGCAGACUUGUGAUGUGGUAACAAGCUAUUGGUCUCCACUGCCCACUGGUUGCGACGUUGCAGGUCUGUGUUCAGGCCUUCUGUGACGACAGGUGUCGGUUCAAGCCUUCAACUUUUUUUUUUUUUAUCUGAACAAAACUUUUUGACGAUGUAGUUUUAUCAUGCCUAAGUUUCCUUUUUUUUUUUUUAACAACUUUUCAAACGCUUUUACAAAAAAAAAAAAGUGAAUCCUUUAUUUCAGCGGUUCUCAACCUUAUAAGCUCGGCGACCCCUUUUAAAACACCCCCCCCACACACACACACACACUCUUCCGCGACCCCCACCCACCCACACUUACACAGCAAUAGAAGAAUUGAUAAAAAAGAAUCCAUUUAUCGAUGGUCUUAGGCGACCCCUGGCAAAUGGUCAAUCGACCCCCAAGGGGGUCGCGACCCACAGGUUGAGAACCCCUGCUUUAUUUUUAAAAAAAAUGCAGAACAAAGUAUCUGCAACAUUUGAUGUAGCUACAGGUUUAAUGGUUAGUCUAGUGUGCAUGGUAUAUGAUAGGGGCGUGUAGGAGGGCGCGCAGGGGAAGAAGCAGUGACUACACCCAGGGCCAUAAUAAGGGCGUAGGAAGCAAUACCAAAGUGGGCAAUGUAAAUCAACGGCGUCCAAUCGUUAUACAAAUACCUGACUGCGGGCCUCUUGACGUGGAAACGAGCUAUUGGUCUCGACUGUACGCUCACUGCCACGUCAUACGUCUGCAGUUAGACCUACUGUAACUGUCCAACCAGGGGCGGAAUGGCUAUAUGGGCAUUUGGGCAAAUGCCCGGUGGGCCGGUACCCAAAUGGGCCGGUAGGGCCACCAAAAUGGCCUGAUGGAAGUCACUAUGGCACAUAUCAAGUUGUUAAAGGUUUUAUUAUAUUCUUAUUAUGUUAUUAUUAUUAUUUUUAUAAAAGGCCCUCUGAGCGUCGUGUUUAAAAAAAAAUCUUUCACAGACAUUGCAGUGUAAUACUCUUUUAAUCGAACACAUUUUCCGAAAAUAAAAUGUAGAAUGUAGACAGUGCUACUAGUAGGCUUCAUCUUUUUAGGGCCUACAUAAUUGCUGAUUUAAAAAGACGCUAUAUUGCUUAUUAAGAUAUAGAAUUCACUGUAUAUCGAUACCUUAUCAAACUUAACAAUGAUUUUUAAGAACCGAUACACCUAGAAAUGGAUGCCCAUCACAUUUGUGGGCCGAUUUUGACACCCAGUCCGCCCCUUGGGUCCAACCUUUUAUUUCGGUCGGGCUCUACGAAUUUCCAACGCAUGUGUCAAAGAGCGUAUCUCCUCAAAAAUUAAUUAUCCAGUUGAAACAAGCCAGGACUGCUUCAUUAUUCACUGUACGCCGACGGCCAAAAGAAAUGGAUAAUAUACAGAUCCUGUGGUCGGAUACUGGUCUUUAUUACAAACUAUUAUCAUGCGUUUACAAAGCUUAAAUCAACUCUGUCUCUCUGUCUGUCUGGUAAAUUGUUUGAACAUGUUUUAUCUUCUAUUUUCUAUUCUCGGAUCAGUUUUAAACUUUGCACAAUUAUUUAUUGUACCUGACAAACCAUGAAUUGAUCAAAUAAUGACCGAUUAGUUAAUUAAUUAUUAGUAAUUAAUUGUUUUUUUAAAUUAAAAUAAGGGAAAUAAAUGUUACUUAUUGGGAUAUGUGGAGCUUAUACAAGGAUUUAUUAAUAUGUCUACGUUUUGUAACUUUCUCCCAGUUCCCAUUCUCAGAUCAACUUGACAUUUUACAUAAUUAUUCAUAGUCGAUAAUAAUACACGAAUCAAUAAAAAAAAAUUAACCAAUUAUUAAAUCAAUAAGUUGUUAAUUAAUUUUACUUUACGGACAGGGAGCUAAACCAUGCCAUCUUGUGACGAAAGGCAGAAAUUAGUGGUUCUUCCCCUUGGAUAUGCUUUGUUUUUAAAAAAGAUUUUUUUUUUUCUUUUUCUUGUUAUCAUUGUCUUCUUGUUCUAGCCUCUUCCUGUUGUUAUGUUAUGGUUUUUGUUUUAUUAUGGACUAGAAGGGAGGGAAUUUUAAAGCUAUAACAAUACCCCGGGCGAUAACAAACCUUUUUUUUUUCUUCCCCGCAGCAGACUAUCCCAACACAUCAGCACACAGAUAACAACUUGGCACCAAGAGACGUCUGAUUCAGUUAUCGCCCCUUAGCGAAGUACUCUUCAGAACCCCCCAGACAACAAACAUCAUCUCUCACAAUCUAAACUCAGACAAACAAGAGCUCGCAUUUCCAUAUUUGGUAUUCUCGUGUCUGCCCUAAGCAUCAUUUGGGUCGUAUAUUUAUACUGUUAAAUAAGAUCUAUAAUUUAAAAUUCAAAUAACAUUUCGUAACAAAACCAAAAAAAAGAAGGACAAAAAAAAAAGAAGGUCAUGACCUCACUUCCGGCCUGGCAGUCUUCCCACAUUUACAUAUAAAAGUAUUUUCAGAAGUAUAUAUGUAUAGUAUUAGUAUAUUUCCGUGGUUUCGUCAAUUUCUACCUUUUAACAUAUACUUUCAUCAUGCAGUGGCGUUACUAGGCUCGAUGUCAUCCGGUGCGUCCCGCACCCCUCGCACCAACCUAGUGACGCCACUGUCUUCAUGGGUUGGCGGAAGAAAAAAAAGUUUGAAGGUUUGAAAGGAUAUGUGGUGGCAGACUGGAAAGUCCCAAAAGUGGAGUAUCGUGUUCAUAACGCGGAAUUCGUGGGUUCGAUACCCAUACUGGAUAAUUUUCUGUUUUGACGAUCCCAUCUGAUCUAAUCCGAUUCGAUCCGAUCCAAUACGAAUCAAAUCCAGAUCUGAAAGAAUCCAUUCCAAUCCGAUUAGUUUAGAUCCGACAAAUCUUGAUUCGAUUGAUCCGAUCUUAUUGGAUCCUAAUUCCAUGAAAUUCAAUCCGUUCAGAGUUCAGAGUUCAUCCGAUUCGAUCCAAUCACACUCGAUCCCAAUUUAUGUGACUAUAAAUUUAGGAAUUGAUUUUUUAAAAUUAUAUUAUUUUAUAUUUAAUACUGUAAAUGUCUUUAUCCAGAGAUAUUUAUUGACGGCACCAAGAAGGUAAUUAAUAACACACUAUCUUUUUAAUUUGAUAAAAUCAGGGGCAACUUCGACCGCUUAUACCAGUAUUGUAUUAUAUACGAUGUUUUAGACGAUGUGUAGACACUGCAGUCCAGAUAUGGCAUCGCAUGAUUAAAACCACCUGGCUUCAUCUAGUGCAGGGGUUCUCAACCUGUGGGUCGCGACCCCCUUGGGGGUCGAUUGACGAUUUGCCAAGGGUCGCCAAAGACCAUUGAAAAAAAAU
Molecule: messenger RNA, 6207 nt
Organism: Biomphalaria glabrata
Lineage: Eukaryota; Metazoa; Mollusca; Gastropoda; Planorbidae
Exons: 3
Coding region: 659-1963 (434 amino acids)
Biological process (GO): G protein-coupled receptor signaling pathway
Cellular component (GO): plasma membrane
Molecular function (GO): G protein-coupled receptor activity
Source: RefSeq, a predicted model, not a curated record